Colletotrichum navitas is the source of this 453-nucleotide messenger RNA. RefSeq lists its product as uncharacterized. NCBI's taxonomy places the organism in Eukaryota, Fungi, Ascomycota, Sordariomycetes, Glomerellales, Glomerellaceae. The record is from RefSeq and is a predicted model, not a curated record. Bases 1 to 453 code for a protein of 150 amino acids. The transcript has 5 exons.
AUGUCACGAUCCGAGGUGCGUCGCAUCCAGGGUUGGACCUGUCAACGAUCAACAUCUGGUAUCGGUGGAAACGGCCGCGGUGACCGGCCACACAAAUGGAUGCCUUUUAGCGGCGGUGGGGUUUCCGCCUGCGCUACGCAGCAUACACGUACCGUAGGCCCACCGCGAGCUUGGCUAUCCAUUUCUUUGCAGCGCCGUACCACAUCUACAGUUGUCUCUGGCAUUAUCCAGGCCGAAGGCAGCAACAUUGAGACACAGGAUUCCCCGAAGGAAAAGCAACGAACGAAUUUUCCAGACCCCACCCAGGCGCUACUAAGCGAAGGCCCAAGUGUCAAGUGGCCAAAGACAUACUAUGUAGGCCUCCGACAAGGUUCCUGGGAGAAAAUCUCCAUGGUCUCCAGCGGCGUCGUGCCCCGUCUCUCUUCUCUCUGGUCUCUCGAGCAAGAAGCAUGA